GGCCUGAGGCUAAGUAUGCGCCAUCUCACCGACACUAAUGUAAAAGCUAAAGAGAAUAUUUUUUGCAAAAAGUAGGUACUCGUACGUGUGUGUAAGAAAACGAUGACACUUGACAGCUAGCUAAGUAUAUUUCCCCCGCGGAACUAGUAUGGUAAUGACCGGCUCGUUUAUCUGGUCGUAUGACCCUCGACGUCAUUCUGUCCAUCUCCACAUUUAAACGGUGUCGCCUAUACUCAUUUAUACCUUAUAACACAAAUUACGAGUUUGAAAAGAGAUAAAAAACAACAACACAAGGAAAAUGACACAUGUGUGACCGGAGUUUGUAAACUCGUAUAAAACGAACCGGCGCUCAUUCUGCUCCGGACUUUAUCAGCGGAUAACGAUUCCUCGCAGACAAUUAAUUUUGUAAAGACUACGAUAAUUUAAUAAAUUAAAAUAAAUAAGUGCGAGUACUUGAAAAAUAUUGUGUGUGUUUAUUUCGUGUGUGAAGUGAACGUGUUAUUUAAAUAUCGGUAUAAGAAAGUGAUGUAAUUAGGCAUAAUUAAAAAUGUUGAAGUUUGCGACAACCGUGACUCUGUUCCUUCAAUUACUGCUACAAGUGCAAUGCUUAUACUCCGGAGACAACUGUUCUGUUGGCAAUGAGUUCGGCGUCUGCCUACCCCUGCGGCAAUGUCGCCCCAUCUUCGAGGAAGUCAUGAGAGCAGGGAACCCCAUACCACCACACAUGAGCCACAAACUACAUAAACUGACUUGUGGUUUUGAAGCUGUUAUGCCUAUGAUAUGCUGCAUAACAUCAGCUCAAACACAAGGAGACAUCAUAACCCCAGACCGCAUUACCAAUACAGUAGGGCCUGGAGACGACACGGAAACGUUUACCAGAGGGACCCUCGACAAUAAGAAUGGGCCAAUCUUUGUGGACAGUCAUCCCAACUUGAGACUCCUGCCCCAACAGUGUGGCAACAUCGAGAGUGAUAGGAUAUGGGGCGGCAAUAGAACACGACUGUAUGAAAUGCCGUGGAUGGUGCUCCUGUCUUAUGAUUCAGCUCGAGGACUGAAAUUGAGCUGCGGUGGUACUUUGAUCAACGAAUGGUAUGUCCUGACGGCUGCCCAUUGUGUCUCCUUCCUGGGCACCCGCCUGCGGCUGAAUGGAGUCGUCCUCGGCGAAUAUGACGUCAGGCAGGAUCCUGACUGUGAGAUGUCAGACGGCAAGAAAUAUUGUGCCCCCAAUGUCAAGAACGUGUCGAUAGCAUCAGUUAUUGCUCACCCCGGAUAUACACCUCAGAGUUUGGUUGACGACAUAGCUUUAAUACGACUUGCUGAACCGGCUGAUUUCAGUCUUGAUAGUAUGAAGCCGUUGUGUCUACCAGUGACUUCUGAUCUCCAGAGGGAGUCCCUAAUAGGACAAAACGCCGUGGUGGCUGGGUGGGGAGUGACGGAAGAGGGCCUGGAGUCAUCCGUUUUGCUGAGUGUCGACCUUCCAGUCAUCAGCAAUUCUGACUGCAUGUCUGCUUACAGAGACUCACUCAAGUUAAAAGACACUCAACUAUGUGCUGGUGGAGUGAAAGACAAGGAUUCCUGCGGAGGAGAUUCAGGUGGACCCCUCAUGUUUCCAGGAAAAAUGGGGAACUUUGGAGUGCGGUAUGUUCAACGAGGGAUCGUUUCCUUCGGCUCCAAGAGAUGUGGCCUUGGAGGCUUCCCAGGCGUCUACACCAAUGUAGCUUACUAUAUGAACUGGAUACUAGACAAUAUCCGCAGUUGAUGUACGAUGGUUUAUACAAAACUGAAUGAAUACUCCAAAAGAUAUGGACUGACCCCAAUAAUGUGUUUUAUGGGGACAUUACAAUUUUUUUAUACCAGAAAGAAAUGGAAUAGUAUAUGUAAGGUACUUUAUUGAAUCAGAUCUGUUUGUAUACGGGUACUAUUUCUGGUAUUCAUAAGAGAGGAUUGGUUUCAAAUAUAUUGAAAGACAUUUACAGAAUUCAAAUUAGCUUUUGACUGGUUAUAGUGUAGUUAAAAGUUAGUGCCAUCCAAGAUUUGUUUUCCAAUUGUUGACGAGGAAUCAUAGAUUUGUAAAACACUUUCUUAUAAUCAAAAUGAAAUUGUGCUAAAGUCAAAGUAAAUUAUUUGUGAAUGCAUUUUUUCUUCUCUCACACAAUCUAUAGAUUUUUGGAAUUAAGAUAACUAAUAAGCUCUCAUUGAACUGUUGAAUUUUCUUUUCGACUUGCUAAUAAGUAUAAAUUGUGUUUUAAUGGUAAAUAUGACAGAUGGCAUGGAAUCUGCGAGUAAUAUAAUCUGUAAUGUAAAAAGGACAGCUCUGGUAAGCUUAGUUAUUUCUUUAAAGCAUAGUGCAGCUUGCGAGAUAGCAUUUAUCUUGGAUUUUGAUGCCGUAUUUUCCUUAUGAUACGACAAGAUUAUUAUUAUUGCUAGUCACGAAACGUGAAUUUUAUAUCUGCGGUAAACUUUUAUUUGUAUUUUUCUUCUUUAAGUUUGUCUUAAGAAAACUAGUCUAGUAUUUUUAUUGAAAAGACGUGUUUAAUACAGUAAAUUAUAUUCUAUAUCUAAU
Messenger RNA from Spodoptera frugiperda (fall armyworm), 2563 nucleotides. Its product is annotated as CLIP domain-containing serine protease HP8. The record is from RefSeq and is a predicted model, not a curated record. The coding region runs from base 548 to 1759 and encodes 403 amino acids. NCBI's taxonomy places the organism in Eukaryota, Metazoa, Arthropoda, Insecta, Lepidoptera, Noctuidae. Gene Ontology annotation, molecular function: serine-type endopeptidase activity. The transcript has 7 exons. Gene Ontology annotation, biological process: proteolysis.